AAUCCGGCCCAGCGGACCCGCUAGUUGCUCACCUCACAAAGUCCGCUGGACUGGACUCAUCUUGUUUCCGGGGCCAGCGCGGCCUCGCACACUAUGUAUGCUUGGGCUGCAACCCGAGACCCGCUCUCCCAUCCGGGUUCCUACUCCGCGGCUCUGCGGGAGACGGACAGAUGAGAGCGCUCCGGAGACUGGCUCAGGGCAGGGUCCUGCUCCUGACCAUCUGUGCGGCUGGUAUUGGUGGAACUUUCCAGUUCGGCUACAACCUCUCCAUUAUCAAUGCCCCGACCUUGUACAUUCAGGAAUUCACCAAUGAGACGUGGCGGAUGCGAACCGGCCAGCCGCUGCCCGACCACCUGGUCCUGCUCGUGUGGUCCCUCAUCGUGUCCCUGUAUCCCCUCGGGGGCCUCCUGGGAGCGCUGCUUGCUGGGCCCCUGGCUGUCACGCUGGGAAGGAAGAAGUCCCUGCUGGUGAACAACGUCUUCAUGCUGGCUGCCGCAGCGCUGUUUGGCUUCAGCCGCAGAGCAGGCUCCUUCGAGAUGAUCAUGCUGGGAAGACUGCUCGUGGGCAUCAGUGCAGGUGUAGGCAUGAACGUCCAGCCCAUGUACCUGGGGGAGAGUGCCCCCAAGGAGCUCCGAGGGGCUGUGGCCAUGACCUCCGCCAUCUUCACCGCCCUGGGGCUCGUGAUGGGUCAGGUGGUCGGACUCAGGGAGCUCCUGGGUGGCCCGCAGGCCUGGCCCCUGCUGCUGGCCAGCUGCCUGGUGCCCGGGGUGCUCCAGCUGGCCUCCCUGCCCCUGCUCCCCGAAAGCCCGCGCUACCUGCUCAUUGACUGUGGAGACCCUGCAGCCUGUCGGGCAGCGCUGCAGCGGCUGCGGGGCCCCGCGGAUCUGGCCGGGGAGCUGGCCGAGCUGGAGCAGGAGCGCGCCGUCUGCCGGGGCGGGCGCGCGCGGCGCCCGUGGGAGCUGUUCCGGGAGCGCGCGCUGCGGCGGCAGGUGGCCAGCCUCGUGGUGCUGGGCGGAGCCAUGGAGCUGUGCGGGAACGACGUGCGGCCCUUCUCCGCGCAGAUUUACGCCUACGCGUCGGCCGUGUUCAGCCAGGCAGGGAUCCCGCAGGACAAGAUCCAAUACGCGGCCAUCGGGACCGGGGGCUGCGAGCUGCUGGCGACGCUGCUCAGCUGCCUGGCGAUUGAGAGGGCGGGCCGGCGGGUGCUGCUGACGGGGGGCUACGGCCUGAUGACCUGCUGGGGGAGCGUCUUCACGGUGGCCCUGUGCCUCCAGGGCUCCUUCUCCUGGAUGCCCUACCUGGCCAUGGCCUGCAUCUUCGCCUUCAUCCUCAGCUUUGGCAUCGGCCCUGCCGGAGUGACUGGGAUCCUGGCCACGGAGCUGUUUGACCAGAUGGCCCGGCCUGCUGCCUACAUGGUCUAUGGGGCGCUCAUGUGGACCAUGCUCUUCUUGGUGGGGCUGGUGUUCCCUUUCAUCAUGCCGUGUACUCGGGCAUCUUCCUCCCCGAGACCAGAGGCAAGAGCUUCGUGGAGAUAUCGGAGGAGCUGCACAGACUCAACUUCCCCGGGAGGAGCCGAGGCCCGGCGUGGGCUGGCCCCGAGGUCGUCCGGUCCACGGAGCUGUAGCUCGGCCAGCACGGCGGGGCCGGCCCUGGGCCCUCCCCCUCCUACGGAGCCCUCGGUGUGCAGGCCGGGUGCUCAGCCUCAGAGAGACAGUUUCAGGGGCCUCUCGGCGCCCCGUGUCUGGAGGCUGUCGGCAGGAAACCAGCAAUGACAGACUCAGAGAAACACAGGCGAAGAAAAUACAGCUUGGGAAGCCUUUGAGAGGGGCGUGGCCACGAAAGGAUUUUCUGAGGAGUUGAUUUUUUUUUAAUCAAGUUGUUUGAGGUGUAAUUUACAUACAAUAAAGUGAAUCCACAGUAAGUGUACAUCCGAUGAGUUCACAGGAGUGCGUACCUGCGAACCACGACCACGACCACGACCCAGGGAGACCGCUCACCCAUCCCUCCUGCCUCUUUGUGAUCAGUACCCCCCCCCCCCAACCUCGGACCUGCCUUCUGUCACUGGAGGUUCCUUUUCAGACAGUUUGAUAAAAUUCCACGCCAUGUGUAUGCGUCUGUGUUUGGUCUUGCUCCAGAUAAAGGCUUUGAGAUUCAUGCAUGUUGUUGCGUGCAUUAGUACAUAUCCCUUUGUGUGGCUGAGUAGCAUCUCACUGUAUGGAUGUACCAUAAUUUGGUAACCCAUUUCUCUGUUUGUGGACAUUUGGACUGUUUUUCAUUGUUGGCCACAAUGAAUAAACCUGCUGUGAACAUUCCUGCACAA
Messenger RNA from Bubalus bubalis (water buffalo), 2320 nucleotides. It is a transcript of the gene SLC2A11, whose product is annotated as solute carrier family 2 member 11. NCBI's taxonomy places the organism in Eukaryota, Metazoa, Chordata, Mammalia, Artiodactyla, Bovidae. Bases 171 to 1772 code for a protein of 533 amino acids. Gene Ontology annotation, biological process: monosaccharide transmembrane transport. Gene Ontology annotation, molecular function: hexose transmembrane transporter activity. The transcript is spliced from 12 exons. Gene Ontology annotation, cellular component: membrane. The record is from RefSeq and is a predicted model, not a curated record.